Messenger RNA from Desarmillaria tabescens, 1828 nucleotides. RefSeq lists its product as uncharacterized. The coding region runs from base 364 to 1698 and encodes 444 amino acids. Lineage: Eukaryota; Fungi; Basidiomycota; Agaricomycetes; Agaricales; Physalacriaceae. The transcript has 2 exons. The record is from RefSeq and is a predicted model, not a curated record.
GCGGUUUGUCCCGCGACUAUCAUCAGCUAUAGUGCAUUCUCCCUCUUAGACCUACUUAUCGAAACGGUUCCGACACCUUGUCACAGCCAAUGGAUCUUUAUUCUGGAAGAAGCUUAUUGAACCCUUAAAGCAUGGCUUCCAGCGCAGAGUUGAAACACAUGGUAUCAAUCGGAACUCAUGUUUUCCAGUAUUUCUCGGUAUCGAUAAUAAGCUAAAAUAUUUUAGGGACGCAAGACUAAAUAGAAAUAUCUCUUUCUGUAUAAUUCUUGACCUGUCGCCCAACUACGUAUUAUUUGUGAAUUGGAUUACCUCGCACAAAACGUUCUUCAGUUUGAAUCCCCCAUAUAUUGCUCGUAGCUCAGCAUGCCAUCCUCUCAAGAACCUGAACAUCCAGUACUUGCCUACGUGGAUCUCAAUAAACACAUCAAAAACCGAGCCGUACAGCGUCAAGGCGUAGUUCACGAUUCACCCGUUAUCGAGGCUCUGAACAAUCUUUCCUCUCAUCCUUUUGUCUCUUUUACUCUCGAACCAUACUAUAGUGAAUGCGAGGUCACGGGUCCGGGGGAAACUUCCUUUGGUACUCUCGGCUGCCCAGACAUCGAUGCUAUCGGCUCAAAAAGCACACCCUCGUCUUUCGGGAAAGGAGACCAGACAGUCUUCGACCCGACAUAUCGCGAUGGCCACGAGAUCAAUGCAGGUGACAUCAUAUAUCCUCCGUACAGGUGCCCAUCACUCGACGACAUCGCUUCCCACCUGAAGGUCGCCCUGGGGGGAACUCUAUUCCUGCGUAAAGAGGUAGAAGUCAGGCUCUACAAGCUUGCACUGUACGAUAAGGGUGGACAUUUUGACUGGCACCGCGACUCGACGCACGGAGAUGACCACCACGCUACUGUUUUGGUUGCCCUCAACACGACCUGGAAAGGCGGUGCGCUUCAUCUCAGACAUGGUGGAGAGGAAGUGGUCAUCGACAUGCAGCCCAAAGUUAAAAAGGCUGACGAGGAAUCUCAGCCGGAAAUACAUCUCAAGGCAGCCGCUUUCUACACCGACGUCGAGCAUAAAGUCGAACCAGUGACAGAGGGAGUACGAAUUAUACUCCAAUACGAUGUUUUUGUUUCAGAAUUGUCACUACCGUCGACGCCCAACUCCGACACGGAGGACUCUAAACUGGAUAUGGUGGCAUUCCAUUCGAGCAUAAGGUGCGAUGAUCACGGCAACGAACUUCAAGCUACCUCUCGCUUCGCAAGCGAGGACUCCAUCUCAGCCCUCGUUGACGCCAUCCAAGAGAUCAUUUCUAGUGGUACGGAGGAAGUAGGCAUACCUCUCCGUUACCUCUAUCGUCAAGCCAGCAUUCGCGAGGAAUACCUCAAAGGCCUUGACGCCAUUAUCUACGCCAGACUUAGCGAAGUAUUCGACGUGGAGCUCGCUCCGGUCAUCCUGGAAGAAAAUUCCAUCGAAGGUAAAUGGACGGGGGAGGAGUUCUCGGUGUACAAAGCUUCGUCAGGCAACAAACACGAAGAGGGUGAGAGUCCAAGGAAGAGGGCGAGACGCCCCACCGAGUUUCAUCUGAGUGCUGUUUCGGAAAUCGUUGAGAUCAGUAGGACGGACUAUAUUGAACACACGGGUAAUGAAUCGCAGGAAGCUGACUGCAGAUAUUUUGGAGGUGGGAUGUUUCUCCGGGCGAAAAAUUCUGAGGCGUAAUAAUUCGUCUAUAUCGCCAGGCCAUUGCUGUUAUCUUUGUAUUUUCUCUUCAUUUCGUUCCUCCAAAAACAUGUAUCUUUACAGCGUCUGUAUUGAGAUCGAAGAUAUUUAACUAUACAUCCAUGAUGAU